Molecule: messenger RNA, 1035 nt
Organism: Aureococcus anophagefferens
Lineage: Eukaryota; Pelagophyceae; Pelagomonadales; Pelagomonadaceae
Exons: 5
Coding region: 85-621 (178 amino acids)
Biological process (GO): regulation of cyclin-dependent protein serine/threonine kinase activity
Molecular function (GO): protein kinase binding
Source: RefSeq, a predicted model, not a curated record
AAUCAGUCCGGGCCAUCAAGCCAUGUACCGACAUUUCGUAAAGUUUGUGCACGUUGGCGCAAGCACGCCUUUUAAGUGAACGGAAUGCAAUUCGAACGAGCAGCUCCAUGUUCAUUUCCACGAACCGGCGACGUCCCUUUUGCGGCCAGCGAAGAUGCAGAUGGCACCGUAGACCUCGUCGGAGUUCUAGCGACACUUGUUGAAAGACUACUCGAAAAUAAGCUACAUCAUCAAAUCACUAAAUUCCAUGCUUUGAGACCGCCCCAGAUAACUAUCAAAGCAUAUCUUGAGCGAAUUGAGAAAUAUGCUAACUGUUCGCCGAGCUGUUUUGUCGUAUCUUUGAUAUAUAUUGACCGGCUUUGCCAGCACUCUUUCAUGACUCUAUCCCUACUUAACGUUCACAGAAUUCUCAUAACAGCAGUAUGCGUCGCAGCAAAGUUUCUUGACGACUCAUAUUACCCGAACUUGUUCUACUCACAACUUGGUGGGAUUCCGCUCAAAGAACUAAAUAAUCUAGAGGUUGAGUUUCUUUUCGGGAUUAAUUUCACAUUGCACGUCUCACCGCAUGAAUACCGCCGUUACUAUUCUGGUCUCAAUCCCCAAUCCCCUGGCAUUAUGUAACUUCUAUCAUUUGCAAGAGCUUGUCGUGCGUGGAGGAAUGCCGUGUGCUUUUACUUGAACGGUUGCAAAAAUGGUAAAAGGAAUGGCUCAGUCGGAUUUUGGAGCCAUGCGAUUUUCCGGCUCUCUAUUUUUGUUGCAAAGGUAUGAGAACUCGUCGCUACCAGUAGGUCCCGAUCCGACUAUGUAAAGUGCAGCAGUCGCCUCAAUGCAGGAAUAGAGGAGCCGACGCUCCCAGGAGGGCGCGCCCGGGCCAGCGCGACACAGUGACCACAGAACAGGGCACAAUUCAGGCGCCGCCUGGAAAUGUAGUAGCACUGGCAGCGGGCGCGGGGCGCUGGCGCGGGGGGGUUGAAAACCCCAAGUGCCAGGGACGCGAUCCGACCACAAGUAGCGACAUAAAGGCGCGCUACUUUU